UACAGCGAAAGGGAAAAUGUCGGCGCGCUGUCGAUGGGGCUUGCCGUGCCGUCAGUGACUAUUCCCGUGUAACACGUAACAACGAUCGCGUUCUCUCGGCGACCUUAACUGUCAAAAUUUGGCCUGCAAAGCGUCCUGAUACGCUCCGGUCGGUUCGUACCUCGAUUUGACUCGUGAGAAAGAGAGAGAGCGCGAGAACAAGAGAGAUUGCGUGACGAAGGGAGAGAGAAAGAGAGAGAAAGAGAGGGAGACGUGGAGCAGGUGCAAGACUACAUCGCCGUGUAGAGGUCCCCGCGCAAGGGAAGAGCCGGACAGAGUGGAGGAGAGAGAGAAGGCAUACGGAGGAGAGUAGUGACAUGGCGUCGUUGGCGGUAUCAAUAGCAAAGAAUGAGUUCAUCGUGGGUGGCAAGUACAGAUUGAUGAGGAAGAUCGGCUCAGGCUCCUUCGGAGACAUUUACCUCGGCAUCAACAUCUCCAAUGGCGAGGAAGUUGCAGUUAAGUUGGAAAAUAUGCGAGCCCGGCAUCCGCAGCUUUUAUAUGAAUCAAAGCUCUACAAAAUAUUACACGGUGGCAUAGGAAUACCGCAUAUACGUUGGUAUGGCCAAGAACGUGAAUAUAACGUUCUUGUCAUGGAUCUUCUUGGACCAUCUCUGGAAGAUCUUUUCACUUUUUGUUCAAGAAGGUUUACAAUUAAAACAGUUCUAAUGUUGGCAGACCAGAUGAUUGGUAGGAUUGAAUAUGUUCAUUGCAAACACUUUAUCCACAGAGAUAUAAAGCCAGAUAAUUUUUUAAUGGGAAUUGGGCGACAUUGUAACAAGCUGUUCCUCAUCGAUUUCGGAUUGGCUAAAAAGUAUAGAGAUAGUCGUACAAGACUGCAUAUAAUAUAUCGCGAAGAUAAAAAUUUAACAGGUACUGCAAGGUACGCAUCUAUCAACGCACAUCUUGGAAUUGAACAGAGUCGUCGCGAUGACAUGGAAUCACUCGGCUAUGUUCUUAUGUAUUUUAAUCGCGGAUCAUUACCUUGGCAAGGUCUCAAAGCUGCAACAAAGAAGCAAAAGUAUGAAAAAAUAAGUGAGAAAAAGAUGUCUACGCCAGUAGAAGUCUUGUGCAAGGGAUUUCCCGCCGAAUUUGCAAUGUAUUUGAAUUAUACGCGGGGCUUACGUUUCGAAGAAAGCCCCGAUUAUAUGUAUCUACGCCAACUUUUCCGCAUACUUUUCCGUACAUUGAAUCAUCAAUAUGAUUUUACAUUCGAUUGGACAAUGUUAAAGCAAAAAGUAGCAAGUGGUACUGUUGGUAGCGGAGUAUCAGCAGCCGGACCAGGUCUCUCUCAAGGUGCUCAAGGUGCUCAAGGGCAAGGACAAGGCCAAGGUCAAGCACCUACUCAGGCCAACGCUCAAUCAGCAAAUUUCAAGCUUAAAAGAUGGUUGGAGCCCUCCACAAAAAUCAACAACGUCUCGAUUGGGACAAAUCAGUCUUCCAAGAAGCAAUAAUCCAGGGGCUCCUUAAAUUCUUUUUCCUUCUUUCCUGAUGAAAGAACGCGUCACAAAAUUUUGUGGAGAAAAGAUUUUCUUUACUACUUACUAAUGAUAAUAGUUGAGACUAAUGGAUACAUAAGUAUGCUUAUAUGCUAAUUAACAUAUGAUUAACAAUUAAUUCCACACUCCAUGAUGCUGGAUAUAUAAAUUUAUACCAAAUCUUGUCUGUUAUACCAAAAAUUUUUAAUCAAUAUUUAUUGAGAAUUUAUUUUGGGGUAUUUGUAUAUUGAUAGAUAUAAUACUCUUCACAUACACACGUUAUUUUAUACAUAAUUUAUUUAACGUUUCUAUAUGUUAUUUUAAUAGAGUGUUAAUACAAUGGU
Molecule: messenger RNA, 1858 nt
Organism: Formica exsecta
Lineage: Eukaryota; Metazoa; Arthropoda; Insecta; Hymenoptera; Formicidae
Product: casein kinase I
Exons: 6
Coding region: 357-1490 (377 amino acids)
Biological process (GO): negative regulation of canonical Wnt signaling pathway; signal transduction; peptidyl-serine phosphorylation
Cellular component (GO): nucleus; cytoplasm
Molecular function (GO): protein serine/threonine kinase activity; ATP binding
Source: RefSeq, a predicted model, not a curated record